AUGGCCACAAUCACUCAACAGCAGCACACCUUAUCAGACUCUUACGAACUUGCCGAAGCACCCAAGCAACCCCGCAGCGAACAGAUUCUAGGAUCCAAUGACCCGGCAGACACUGACCAGAGCGACAAACUUGACAAUACUACACUUCUGAAGCUAAUAGCGUCAGGAUUCGCCUUCUUCAUCUCUGGGGUCAAUGACGGCAGUGUCGGUCCACUCCUUCCCUACAUGAUCCGCGACUAUAACAUCACCACUGCAGUCGUGUCUAUUAUCUAUGGAGCAAACUUCCUCGGCUGGUUUCUCGCAGCCCUUACCAACACGCAUCUCCGUCAAAAAUUCGACCUCGGCGGUCUGCUCGCUUUCGGCGCCUUCUUCCAAGUCUUAGCCCAUGCUCUCCGGGCAUGGCGACCUCCAUUCCCAUUCUUUGCCGUCACGUUUUGGCUCGUAUGCCUUGGGCAAGCAUACCAAGAUGCAGGUGCAAAUGCCUAUGUAGCCAGCGCCAAGGCUGCACAUCGAUGGCUGGCCUUUAUCCACGCAUUGUACAUGGCAGGAUGUCUGGUGGCUCCAUUUGUCGCGACUCCAAUUGCGUCGGCUGGGGAGACCUCUCGAUGGUAUCUCUUCUACAUUUUCCCGCUCGCCGUCGGUGUUCUCAACUUUGCCCUGACCUGCUACGCCUUCCGAGACACUAUCAAAUUUGCACGUAAAAAGAACGGGGCGACUGAGCCAGAAGCAGGGACUGACGACGAAGAGAAGAAAAGCGCAUCCCAACUAAUGAAGACUGCUCUACGAUCCAAAUCUCUUUGGAUGGUCAGCAUCUUCUUCUUCUUCCUACUUGGGGCAACCAUCACAGCAAGUGGAUGGAUUGUCGAAUACCUCGUUGAGAUUCGUGGCGGUAAUCUCGGUGCUAUGGGUUAUGUCCCUGCAGGCUUCAACGGAGGAGCUAUGCUUGGCCGCCUUCUUUUGGCCGAACCUACCUAUCGCCUAGGUGAAAGGAGAAUGAUCCUCCUUUAUGUCGUGCUCUGCAUCGCUUUUCAGUUGGUCUUCUGGCUGUAA
Molecule: messenger RNA, 1050 nt
Organism: Colletotrichum fioriniae
Lineage: Eukaryota; Fungi; Ascomycota; Sordariomycetes; Glomerellales; Glomerellaceae
Biological process (GO): transmembrane transport
Cellular component (GO): membrane
Molecular function (GO): transmembrane transporter activity
Source: RefSeq, a predicted model, not a curated record